Messenger RNA from Dreissena polymorpha, 9644 nucleotides. RefSeq names its product dedicator of cytokinesis protein 3-like. Gene Ontology annotation, cellular component: cytoplasm; plasma membrane. NCBI's taxonomy places the organism in Eukaryota, Metazoa, Mollusca, Bivalvia, Myida, Dreissenidae. Gene Ontology annotation, biological process: small GTPase-mediated signal transduction. The record is from RefSeq and is a predicted model, not a curated record. Gene Ontology annotation, molecular function: guanyl-nucleotide exchange factor activity; small GTPase binding. The transcript is spliced from 56 exons. The coding region runs from base 126 to 6545 and encodes 2139 amino acids.
GUAGUUAUUUAAACCACGUGAUCAAAACAACAAUGGCGUAAAAUUUGACAGAGAUAAAUCAGGAAGUGAAAAUGCUUGAGUGUAGUUCAUUUUAAAAACAGUGGAAUUUAUGUAGAAUCGUGCCGAUGAGUUCUUGGACCCCAGCCUCGGACAAGUUUGGAGUUGCGGUGGGCAACUAUGCAGGAGACCAGUCCAAAUCUUUGGCUAUUCAGGUGGGCGACACCGUACAUAUUCUGGAGAAGUAUGGAUCCGGACCCACAGCAUGGUAUCGAGGUACAACCAUGAAGAACAAAGAAAAAGUGGGUAUAUUUCCAGCAUCAAUAAUACACAUCAAGAAAUGUACAGUGGAAAACAAUGGGUUGUACGAAACAGUGAAGCCUGUAGAAGAUCACAUGGCAAGGGAAGUGUCAUACGUAUUGUGGGAGUGGAGUCACAUGUGGAAACAGCUAGCUACGGGUGAGAAAAGUGUUCUACUGGCGAAGGUGAGACAGAACGUUGAAGAACUGAUCAACUUACGGAGCCAGCUCAUGAAUGAUACCCUGUCUUCCACAGACGCUCGAGAUAUACGUAGAGAUAUAGUCAGCAUAAUUGACUGGGGAAAUGCUAAAUUGGGUAUCGAUCUGGUUCCACGCAUUGAUGGUGAACAAGUGGAUGUUGACUGCUGCAGCGUGUGUAACCUGUACAGAAUUCAUAUGAACAGUGCCGAGAUAGCCCAGGAUGACAAGCCGAAACGGCAGGCCACCAAGCGGCAGAAGUCCUCCAAAGGGGAAGUAAUAGCGGAAUUGGGGAUAAUCACCCAUCACCUGCUGAUCUCUUUCAACAACUUUGGUUGUAAUGUGGGCGAUCCCUCGGAGACCAUGCUAUCCCUGUAUCAGGUCAAGGACGGGCAUCUGUCCUGCAUCACGGAGCAGUUCAUGGUAUGUUACACCAAGGAAGGAGGUCCGGAAGACCAGUCCAAGCUGGGCGAUUACUAUGGCCUCUUUACAGAUCUGACGAGUGAUGAGCUAGAGAAGGAGCUGUACCUGGUGGCGCAGAUCUACCGCAAAGGCAGCAUGAAGCCUGAGAACCAGAAGAAGAACAAUAGAGCCACGUUCAAGAGGCCCUGGGGGGUUGGAGUGGUGAACUUUACAGUAGCUAAGAUGUCAUCUGCAGUCAAAAUGUGGAAUUUUACUAUAAAAAUCCAAAACGUUACGGACAAAACAGAACCACAUUUUGCUGGUCUCCAUGAAGAACACAUUAACAGACUUAAGCAGGAGAACAAGGACAAAAGUCUGGAAUCACUUCCGGCGCAGCAAAUCGGAAAACUUGGUCUAGUGUUGACUGUGUCUGUCCAAGUAUUCCAUGGUGAUCUAACGACAGUGAAAAAAGAGAAUCCAGUCAUGUUUUCAAAAGGAGUGGCACUGAUACAAAAGAUUGGCUUUGCAGAUAUCAUUUCACCAGUGACUUUUGCAAGCCCAGGACACAUAGGAGAAAUACGCAACGACUUCUAUGUUACCUUAAAAAAAGCGGCCCUUGAGCGAGGGAACAAGACCUCCGGCAAAAAUGUAGAGGUCAAGGUCACAGUGUACAACGAAUCAGGUCAGGAGGUCAAGGGUUGCAUUGUGUAUGGCUGUGGGGAGAAAGCCCUGAAUAGCUACCAGUCGUCUGUGUAUUACCAUAGCAACCAUGCUGAGUGGGAUGAAACCAUAAGAUUGUCAGUUCCCAUAGAUACGUUCCCAGGCUGCCAUGUUUGCUUUGAGCUCUUCCACUGUUCAGUUUCUCAAAAGAAGGAUUCAGGUCGAAAGAUGUUUGGCUUUGCGUUCUUUCGCGUCACAAACAAGUCUAACAUCGUUAUACGGGACGGGUUGCAUGAACUGUGUGUCUACAAGGUCUCAGACAACCAUCAUCCCAAGCAGUUUUUCCGUCUGCCGUUCCUCCUGGAUGAUUUCAACGAUCCCCAGCAGAUCAACAACAUUCCAAAACACAUGUUCUCCAAGGCCAACGAACGGGAAUCCCUCACCAUAGCUACGCUUUUGUGUUCUGGAAAAUUCACACAGAAUGGUGAUUUGCCAUGCAUUCUUAACUGGCGAGGGGAGGAGUUCAAGGGUAAACUGGACCAGAGUCUGGAUACCCUGUGCAAGAUGAAGGAGGAUGAGAUUGUCAAGUUCCUUCAUGACAUUCUCAACUCCCUGUUUGACAUGAUGACAGAUAGGGUUGCCAUAGAAACGUGUGCUCCAAAAAUAUUCAAAACCCUGGUGCACAUUUUCACUCUGAUUCACCAUGUGCGGUAUGAAAUGUUCAAGCCAGUGUUGGAGUCCUACAUCACAGACACAUUCUCCGCCACUCUGGUGCAUAAACCCCUUUGCUCGUGUUUCCAGCGAAUGGUGGACGAUGCCUAUGUUCAUCAUGAGAAACAGAAUCUUCAACUUAUACAGAGCUUUCAGGUGAUAGAUUUCAUCUUUCGGUUCAUAGUGCAAUCAAGGCUUCUGCAACAAAAAGACCUGUUUAAUCAGAGGGCAAGCGAUGCCCAAGAAUUCCAGGACAACUUGCAGGGUUUGUUCCGAUCCAUCGGUACCAUGCUGUCAUCCACUGAUAGGAAGUUACAGUCCAAUCAGUCCUGUAUCCUGACCUACCUGCAUGCCGUGUACACUCCCUUGUUGGAGGUGCUCAAGGAAAGGGAGGUAAGCCAGCUGGUAAAUGAGGCUCUCCAGAGGAUGCCCCCAGUUACCUCCCUUCCUGAUGACAUCACCAAGGUGAAACUCGAGUUGCUAAGGAGGACUGUCAGUACAAGGCUCUUCAAAUGUGAUGUAUCACGUCACGUUCUGCUGGACUUGUGUAUGAAGGAGGUGAAGAGCUGCCUGGAGCAGAAACACCAGACCAAGCUGGCCAUAGAGCUGUACAUGGACAUCAUGGAUCAGAUAUUUCAGCUCCAAAAGACUUCAGAAACACACCGUCUAAUUGACUUUGGGACGGACAGUGUACGCGAGAACAUCAAGAACAUCAUGGAGACGCUGUUCGAUGCCACCCUGGAGCAGAUUAUUGAGCUCAGCACUAACCCUGCCUCUGUGCCGAGGCGAAAGGUUUUGCCGAGAGUGAAGAUAAGAAAAAGCCACACACAUAGUGCAUAUACCAUGAAGCACGAGACAAAGUUUAGUCGAUUGAAGUUACCACGGGCGUCAGAGGAUGUUGCCUUUCCCAAUAGUCGAUUGAAGUUACCACGGGCAUCAGAGGAUGUUGUAUUUUCCAAGGCAUUUAAGACUUUCCUUGAGACCGAACCCGGGGACAACGGGUCAGAAUCAGGUUGUGAAGAGACAGUAUCCACCCGCCAUCUUGAAUCCCAGCAUUGUGGCCUCAUAGCGUGUCUACUAGAGAACCUACGUCUGAUGGAGGAUGAGCACUUCUCGGCGUUGAUGUUUGUGAAUCACCGCGGCCCGAAACUUCACGGCUUCCUCAUGAAGGUGCUUUUGGUGUUCAAGGUGCUGGUUGACCCACAUAUCUUCCCCCAGGACUGGUCCACCAUGAGGAUGGUCUCUAAUCACAUCAUGUUCUUGUCGAUGGAGCACUUUGCAGACGCCAUACAGAAACACUUCAUGAAGGACUUUUCUGUGGAGAUCUGGAACAUGUAUUUCAACCUGGUUGUUGCCUUCAUCACCCAGCCUAGCCUGCAGCUGGACCGGUACUCAGAGGUGAAAGCAGAGAAAUUCAGAAACAGAUACCAGGACAUGCGUGUUCUGAUGGGGGUGCAGGUUGAGACGCUGUGGCAGUCGCUGGGAGUCCUGCGUCGCAACUUCAUGCCUGCCUUGAUGGGCCCGUUCCUACAACUGACCCUGGUCCCCGCCGUGGAGGUGCGCAAGGCCACCCUGCCCAUUAUUUUUGACAUGAUGGCGUGCGAGCAGAAGGUCCAUGGACACUUCAAUAUAGUUGCGAGUUCCCUGAUAGAGAGGCUUGACUUCCUGUUGACCCAGGAGCACAUGGGUGAUGAUCAGUACAUGGAGCUGUUCCACAAAAUGCUGAUGGAGCGUGUGAGGUCAGAGCCAGACCUCAAGGAGACCGGGGAGCACUUUGUCACGUCCGUCACCCACCUACUGGAGAAACUCCUCGACUACAGACAAGUUGUUGAUGGUGAUGAGAACAAAGACAAGCGGAUGCAUUGCACUUUCAAUAUACUGAAUUUCUACAAAGAUGAGUUGAAUCGAGAAGAGAUGUACAUCCGCUAUGUGAACAAACUGCACGAGCUACACAUGGUUGCCAAUAACUACGCAGAGGCUGGUCUCACGCUGCAGCUGUACGCCAAGUCCCUGGGCUGGAGUGACAAGCUCCUGCCGGCAGGCCUCUCAUACACGGAGCAAAAGGAACGCGACAGGAAGGAGAUGCUGUACCGCCAGAUUAUCAACUCCUUCGACAAGGGCAAGGUGUGGGAGUAUGCGUUGCCCCUGUGUAAGGACCUAGCAGAAUAUUAUGAGCAGAACUUUGAGUACAAGAAACUGGGAGAUCUACUUAAACAGAAGGCCUCGUUCUAUAUGAAGAUCAUGGAGGCUGUUCCCGGAGAGAACCCAGACAAUCCGGAAGACUUCUACCCGCGCCAGGAGCCGGCCUACUACAGGGUCACCUACUAUGGGAAGAGCUUCCCUUUAUUUGUGAGAAACAAGCAGUUCAUCUACCGCGGAGACGAGUGCCUCAAGCUGGCGACAAUCAUCAACCACCUUUCUGCAGAGUUUCCGCUGGCUCAGAUCAUCCGCAACAACAACCCUGAGAACGAGGCUCUCAAGGAUGGGGAUCAACAGUUCAUACAGAUCUGUUCUGUGAAGCCAAUCCCGCAGGACCGGCCAGAGUUCUAUGGGAAGGAUAUACCUCUGGAGAUCCGCAACUUCUAUAUGUGCAAUGAGGUUGACACAUUCCAGUUUGACCGACCAUACCAUCAAGGGGUCAAGGACCCUGACAACGAAAUCAAGACACUCUGCAUUGAGCGUAUGAAGAUGAAGACUGCAUACAAAUUCCCGGGUAUACUGCGCUGGUUUGAGGUCGUUGACAUGGAGGUGGAGAUGCUAUCGCCGAUACGGGUUGCGUUAGAACAACUGAAACAGCGCAAUGGGGAACUGCAGGUUCUCAUUGACAGGUGCCUUGCCAAUCCCAAGCUGUACUUCACGCAGUUGGAGAUGCGACUGAACGGAACGAUCCAGGCUGUAGUACAGGGAGGGGUCUCCAAGUUCCACGAGGCUUUCUUGAACGCCGAGUUCGAAUCUCAACACCCUGAGGACGCCAUUUACAUAACGCAGUUGAAGGAACUCCUCACAGAGCAGAUCUCUGUCCUUGGAAGGGGUAUGCAAAUGCACAAGAAGUUUGUACCGCCCGAUCUUAUGCCUCUACAUCAGAAUCUGGAGCAGGCAUUCAAGAAGAUGAGGUCCCAAUUGCAAGAUCUCGGAGAGUUGCAUCUGUCCCAGGUGAGUCUGUGCAGCCAGGUGUCCCAGACGAGUCUGACCAGCCAGGUGUCAGAUAGUGGACUCGGCCAAUUUAGCUCUAGUGGCAGUUUCUCAGCAGUGUCGUUUGAAGUUGAGCACAAAGUGGACAUCCCACCGCAGGAUGUCCUGUUUAACUUUGCCCCAACAGACCGGACCAGGUGGAGUUAUGUCCCUUUCCCGGAGGAAGGGAACUGGCCCGGACCCCCUCCGGUCCCCAGCAGGCCCUCCUCCCUGCAACUCCAUGGAAAUGCUAGUCAGCCAGGAAAUGAAACGAUGUCCUUAUUAAAAGCAAAGAGGUUCGUAUCCACCGGCAAUCUGCCGCAUCGAUCUACCUUGGUCCAGCAUCAUUCAGACAGAAAACCUAAUGUACCCAGUAUACCACCCAAACGCAGACCUUCAGAGAGACCUAUAUAUCCAUCAGUUGAAGACCGUCACAUGCGUCAUCGUAGGAAGGAAACGCCUGUUAUCAAUAUUACUCCAACAAUACCAUCAACACCAAAUGCCAGUCUAUUAACACCAACAUUAAAUACAUCUCAAACAGCUCCUGUGCUGGAUUCAUCGCCAAACGCAGAAACCCCCGACUUACCCCCAAGGAAACCAAGGCUUUCUCAUGACACCAAGGAGUUUUCCACACACCUGAAUGGUGACACUGGUUCCCGACCUGUGCCCCCCCUGCCCCCUCGACAACACCACCUGUCAGAGAGUAGCGUAAACCCCUUGCGGCAGACAUCACCUGUUGCCACCACAGCCGUGCGGCAGGUGUCACCGGUUUCCUCACCAGCACCUCCCCCCACCCACCAACGACAUUCUCACUUGUCAGAGGGUGGCGCCCCUUUGCGGCAGACGUCACCCGUUACCUCCACUCCACCGCCUCUCCCCACCCACCUACGCCCGACAGUACAGAUGAGGAGCAACGUUGCCAAUGGGAAUCUUGACUCCAAAGAAAUGAGUGACACCUCCUCCUCUACGAGCGAUGGUCAAACGAGACCCGCCAACCCACCUCCUGUUCCAAGACGCUCCACAGGCAUUCCCAGCAUUCCCUCGAGUCCUAAACCAAAGGCACAGCCAUUCUCCUAUAAUUCCGGCAGCGAUGUCACAAAGCUUUGACUGUUCAAUUAUUUUGUUGCUAGAUAGUUAGAUAGUCAUGUAGGAGAGCUCCAUGGACAUUUUAAUGUUUUUGUUCAUAUUCAGUCUUCCAAAUAUGAAAACAGUUCAGAUAAUUUUUACAAGUGUGAAAUAUCUUCAGAUAAAGCAAGGCUUUAACUGUUCAAUUGUUGUAAUGCUAGAUAAUUAUUCUUUUAUGUUCAUGUAGGAGACUUUCAUGUUCAUUUUAAUCUGUUUGUGUUCAUAUUCAGUCAUCCAAAUAUGUAAACAGUUCAGAUAAUUGUUUUAAGUGUGAAAUACAUGUAUGUUCAAAUAAAGCAAGUCACAAAGUGACAUUUAUGUCUUACAUGAUGGUAUUUGAAUAUUUAUCUUAACAUUACAUGGGCAAGGACUCUGUGAUAAUAUUGACCUUUCUUCCCAUUUUUUAUGUCCCCCACUACAGUAGUGGGGGACAUAUUGUUUUUGCCCUGUCUGUUGGUUGGUUGGUCUGUCUGUCUGUCUGUCUGUUUGCGCCAACUUGAACAUUUUGCAAUAACUUUUGCUAUAUUGAAGAUAGCAACUUCAUAUUAGGCAUGCAUGUGUAUCUCAUGAAGCUGCACAUUUUGAGUGGUGAAAGGUCAAGGUCAUCCUUCAAGGUCAGAGGUCAAAUAUAGGUGGCCAAAAUCGCUCAUUUUAUGAAUACUUUUGCAAUAUUGAAGAUAGCAACUUGAUAUUUGGCAUGUACGUGUAUCUCAUGGAGCUGCACAUUUUGAGUGGUGAAAGGUCAAGGUCAUCCUUCAAGGUCAGAGGUCAAAUAUAUGUGGCCCAAAUCGCUUAUUUUAUGAUUACUUUUGCAAUAUUGAAGAUAGCAACUUGAUAUUUGGCAUGCAUGUGUAUCUCAUGGAGCUGCACAUUUUGAGUGGUGAAAGGUCAAGGUCAUCCUUCAAGGUCAGAGGUCAACUAAACAAGGUCAUCCUACAAGGUUAAACAUCAUAUAGGUGGACAUUGUGUUUUUUAAUAAAUACUAUGAAAAAACAACUAUGUAUAUAUAUAUAUUAUUUUUUAGCAUUGAGUUUUGCAUUGUAAUUGCAUAUUGUUUAGAAUAUAGUUAUAUGGGAUUUAAAAAUGUCAAACUUAAUACUUGAAUAAGAGUGAAAUAAACAUUAUAACUGCUGAUCAAUUCAAAUAAUGAAGAACCAUAUGACCCUUGUCAUGCGAAAAAAGGGUCUAAAGCCCUAUAAGGCCAAUAUUUUGAUAUACCUGGCCAGUGGGAACAUUUAUGCAAGCUGAUCAGGACUUGCACUUUCCACUUUAAAGUCAUGCAAGGUUUCGUGGCCUCAUUAGCCAAAAUGGGAGCUCUUGACAUGUCAACACCAUAGCUCAGACGGGUCUGGCCUUGUAUUGCGUACGACCCAUUUUAACAUGAUGCGUCUCAAAUCACCGUAAUCUUGCCCGUAUAAACUUGCACAAGUUUUGCAUUCAUUAAAAAUCUUCCUGACAAUGUCCUGCACCUUGCAAGUUUGCAAGUAUUGUUUUGAUUACGUUUGUGAUUGUGACAGAAAUAAAUUGUUUUAUGUUGUUGUUAUCACAUUUUGAACAAACCUAUUUAUGCAAGCUUGAAUUGCAGUUAUUAUUUUAAAUAUUCACAAUCUGGGACAUGUAUAUAUGUAUGAGAAAGUUAUAAUCAAUAUAUUUUUGUACAUAAAAAAGGCAAAUAUCCAUAUAUGUAAAUACUCUUGUGUAUAAAAAAUUCAAUAAAUCUUUUUGAAUUAACCCCAUUGACCUAUUUGAACACUGUUUCAAGAUUGAGUUCUACAGCUUGGGUUUCUUGCUUAAAAUGAACCCUUUCCCACUCAGAGGCAAAGUGGACAUGGCAAUGUGCAAACAGCAUAAAACCAGAACAGCCUGUGAGUAACUCACAGUCUGUUCAUGUUUUAUACUGUUAGCUGCUCAUCAGUACCUAAGGGUUGGAGAUGAAGCCUUAAAACUUGAUUCUUGUAAGGAAGGUCUUCAAUUAAAUAUAACUUUCUAAGGGACUACAAAUGCGUCAAAAUAUGUAAGUAAGUGGUAAAGGGUUAAGUUAAUUAGACUUACCUUUAAAAAUGAAUUAUAUACUGACCACAAUGAGAGUAUGUCUCCAAGUAUACAGCAUGUACGUUAUUUGUUAUUUAAGUGGUAAAGGGUUAAGACAUUGCAUUUUGUAUUAUAUUAACAUGAUUUUGACCUUCUUUACUUUUAUGCUUAAUGAGCAAUGAAGCAUAAACUGUGUUUAUAUAAAAUACAUUAAUUGUGAAUAAUAUUACUUAAUAAUUGUUGUCUCAAACAUGUAACAGUUAGUGUAUUUGUAACACACUUAUUUUUUGCACUAGUGAUUCACAAAAUAUUGCACAUAGAACAAAAAAAGUGAACAAUUUGUACCCAUGGCAGCAAAGACACAAACAUGUAUCUACAUUUAAAAAUCGUAUGUUCAUAAGUAGUCACUCACUUGACUCUAAAUACUAUUAUCAUACAGCCCCUUUCACAGGUUAUCACAUUUUGUUAUUACUUGCGUGUACAUCUUGUGACACAAGAAAAUAUAACUAUGCAUCCCCAUUGCUUGUUCAAUUUUUGUUUGCUUGUUAGUCCUUAUAUCCCUUUAUAAAACAUGGUCAUGUAUAGGUAUUUGGAUUAUUAUAUACCAUAUUCAUAAAACAUAAUAAUCUUAAAGUAUAAAGGACACCACUACGCAUUAAAAAGACUAACCAGAGGCAUUAAAAUUAACCCUUUCCCACUCAAAAGCAAAGUAAAAAUGGCUAUGGGCAAACAGCAUAAAACCAGAAAAGCCUGCGAGUAACUCACAGUCUGUUCAGGUUUUAUGCUGUUUGCUGCUCAUCAGUACCUAAGGUUUGGAGAUGAAGCCUUAAAAACUUGAAUCUAGUAAGAAAGGUCUGCAAUUUAAUAUAACUUUCUUAGGGACUAAAAUGCAUGAAUGCGUAUCAAAGUGGUAAAGGGUAAACACAGCAAUCUGUUUUCUGUGUCAUUUUUGUUACUAAUUUUCACGAGAGGCUUGUUAUUGUAUAUGCUGUUUAUUUUGAUUUCUUGUUGUAUUGACAUGGUAACUUUGGUAAUAAACCUUAAGAUGUU